Molecule: messenger RNA, 1158 nt
Organism: Sporothrix schenckii 1099-18
Lineage: Eukaryota; Fungi; Ascomycota; Sordariomycetes; Ophiostomatales; Ophiostomataceae
Exons: 4
Coding region: 1-1158 (385 amino acids)
Biological process (GO): mitochondrial respiratory chain complex IV assembly
Cellular component (GO): mitochondrion; membrane
Source: RefSeq, a predicted model, not a curated record
AUGGCAGCCUGCAUUGCGGCGCUUUGCUACCACGGCUACCAACAGCGCAAAGCCCGCGGUGACCCGAAUCUGCCGACGCUCUCUCAGUACCACCUCAGCAUCGGCAGCUUCUUGGGCACGUUAGCGUCUGGUCGCACUGCUCGCCGCGCGGCGUUACGCUCCACGUCCUUCUCCACGGUCGCCGCCCGCGGCCGGUCACAGCAGCCGCGACCCGCCGACGCCGCCGAGCCUCUGCAGCCGGCCGACGACCCCAACUUUACGUCCAUCCUCGACAACCCGCCCGAGCUCGUGCGGUCGGGCGGCCGGCGGCACGGCCCCGGUCUCAUUGUCCUGGCCCUGAUUCCCAUUACGGCCUUUGCCCUCGGCACCUGGCAGGUCUUCCGUCUGCGAUGGAAGACGGACCUGCUGGCCAAGUGCGAGGACCGCCUCGUGCGCGCACCCUUGCCGCUCAACCCGCACAACGUGGCCGAUGCCGUGGCGCACAGCCGCGGCGGGUCGGCGGAGAGCGUCCAGGGCGGUGGCGGCGGCGGCGGCGGCGGCGCCAGCGAUUUUGAUUAUCGCCGCGUCGUGGCGGUGGGCACGUUCCGGCACGACCAGGAGAUGCUCGUGGGCCCGCGCGUGCGCGAGGGUGUGGCAGGCUACUUUGUGGUGACGCCGCUGGAGAUUGUGGACGCAAGGAACCCAGGGGCUGCGACGGAGACCAAGACGACGAUCCUCGUCAACCGCGGCUGGAUCUCGCGCGAGCAGCGGAGCCAGCGGGCCCGGGCGCGUGUGGGCGUGGGUGCUCUGCCACGUGGGCUGGUCCGCGUGGAGGGCAUGCUGCGGGCGCCGUGGAAACGCAACUUCUUCACACCUGAGAACCGGCCGGACAAGGGCGAGUUCUACUUCCCGGACGUGGAGGGCAUGGCCAAGCUGACAAGCAGUCUGCCGGUGUGGGUGGAGGCAACAAUGGAACCGGAUCUGCUUCAGGUGUACGACAUGGAGGCCAAGGGCGUUCCCAUUGGCAAGCCGGCCGAGGUCAACCUCCGCAACAACCAUGCCCAGUACAUUUUCACGUGGUACAGCUUGUCUCUGGCAACCGCUAUUAUGUUGUGGAUGGUUGCCAAGAAGCCGGCCUCGGACAUCAAAAAACGGGUCCGACUGAACAAGAGCUGGUAG